Molecule: messenger RNA, 3281 nt
Organism: Varroa destructor (honeybee mite)
Lineage: Eukaryota; Metazoa; Arthropoda; Arachnida; Mesostigmata; Varroidae
Source: RefSeq, a predicted model, not a curated record
GCCACACCGCCGUUCACGGCACAGCAAGAUCAUCAGGUCUUCAGUUACCGCAACCACCAUAUUGAAUGGGAACUUGAGACGCAAACAAACUAACACACGAUGGCGUUCCAACCGCAACUACAUUACAAAAACGAUGAUCUCGUGCGACGAAAGCUUAACCCCGUGCCCAAAGCACUCCGAUGGACCCUCAAGCAAGAGUGUAUCGAGCAAGUAAAGCUGCAUUUACUCCAUUGGGCGCGAAGUGACCCAAUUAGUGCACAAGCUCUGCCACCGUAUAACUUGCGCAGCUGUCCAGCGACUCUGCUGCAGGACAUACUAGUGUCAGUUCUGGAGGAUGAAAGUAAUUCUCAGCCACUCAAAAAGGUCGCUGAACAGUUACUGGUUGACGGCCUCGAGGAGUUUGAUUUCAAGUGCAUUAACGACAUACCUUUUAAUCAGCUGGGGCAAAUUUUUGCACUGGUGAAACUCAACGGGAACAACUUCAAAUGCAUUCACUUGGUUGGCCUGUGGACGUACUCACCGGAAGCACCCGGUAUGGUCCGAGAUAUCCUCCAGAGGUGUCCGAAUCUAGAGCGAUUAGUUCUUCAAGAAGCCCAUUACGAAGAAUUUUUGUACGUGGCUCAACGCUGCCCGAAACUAGUAAAGCUGGAUGUGCUCCACCCAUCACUAAGUAUACUCGAUUUCCAUAUGUUGCAGAAUGUUGACGACCGAAAAAGGUUCCCUUUACGGGGCUCGCUCCGCAGCCUGGCCUUGCCGGCCUCGAUCGACGGCGAAAGUCUUUUGGAUUUGCUCAAUUAUUUUAGAGAGGUCGUAGACCUGACAUGCGUUAAUGUGGAAGGCCUAAUGAACGCCGCCUCGGAAGCUAAAGGACACGCUUUGACGCGUUGUGCCGAGAUGUUAUCGCUCCGUGUGACGAACGUCAUGGGCAAGAACAGUAUUGAAACUCUAGUCAAAAUGUUCCCCAACCUCCAGAGACUUUCGUUGAAAUCUCAAAAAAUUAUGAAUAUCCAGCAUUUAUUGAAGCUGAAAAAGCUGACAGCCUUACGUCUGGAGAACAGUCAAGUUACACCAUCAUCAUAUACCGAAGAUAUUCUCCCACUGCUUAAGGUGAUGGGCCAUCGUCUGGUCCACUUGAGCCUUGUACACUUCGACGUCAUCGAAUUGCCUAAGACGCACUUGUUUUGUCCAAAUCUACUUUCAUUUGAUCUACAACAGUUUGUUCUUCUUGGCUGUACCUCGGAUAGGCUGCAUUGGCUGCAGUUCGGAGGCACCGGGCGAUCCUUUGAGAAACUGCGCACUCUGCACAUGCGACCUCGGCAAGGCAAGUGCGUGCCUCAGGAAGCCUGCCUAUUGCUACUAAAGUAUUGUCGUCAACUUAGCUACCUUGAACUCCAUGAGGCGUAUGGGAUGACGGAUGCAUUAGCCAGCGAACUCGUUCAACACAACGGUUUCAGUGAACUCAUUCGAAUCCGUUUGCGAGGAGGCCAUAACCUGUCUCGUCUUGGUAUAGAAACGUUACUCAGCCGGGCUACUCAACUAAAACACUGCCAUAUUCGAUAAGGCGAGCCUCUAGUGCGAACAGCUAUUGGUGCCGUAUAGGAAAAGGUCUCAGAUAAAAGCUUCGAGUGCUAAAGCAUGGGAUCGCCAAUAAUACAAUCAAGCUGCUCGAUUGAUCAGUAAUACGUGGCUGGAAAAUACUACGUUAACAUGAAAUCGUUAUGGGAACAGGUGGACGUCAACAUCCGGUUCCACAAGAUACAUUUCACGUCUUUCCCUUCUUCCUGCUUUCCGCGGAAAUCUAAUAGUUUUUUUUUCGAAAUAAACUGGUUUGCAAUAAAGGCCUAGGCCGAACCUUGUGAGGUUAGCCAGUAUUUUCUAUAUCAUCAAGAAGUUGGCCUCAAAACAGCACAUCGCAUACUGUGAAAGUGACAGCUGAAAGGUCCGAAAAGGUGUUACUUCAUUACAAGGACGCUAAAUUCUAUGAUAGAAAAAAAUCUACGUAAGAUGGGAAGCGGGAUUGUUCCUUUCGUCGAACGAUAGCCGAACGCAACGUACAAUGUACCAUCCUUGUUCAUACUUCAAGCUGAUAUUUAGACGAAAGCAUUACACUGACGCCUGAUGACUAUGCAUUUCAGGAAUUAUCUUAAAAUUGUCCUCAAUCUUCAGCUUUCCUAUAAUAAUAAUAUACCGCCUUCGCAAACUUAGCGACCCCUUUCUCUGAACGUGCUUCUGACAGUUUGCUCUUAAAUCAAUGAGCGAUCCUAGCGAACGCUUUGUAAUAUAACGUUGGUGCGACACGUGCGUUCUAUAUCUUAGACCCCUAGUUAAAUUCAGAACUACUUGGUAUCUGUAAAACUGUGGGUCUGAUAUGCUAUUCGGUUCGUGUCAAUCGCCUUCGUCGUCUGAUCGUGUUCGUAAACACGUUAAGAUACGUCUUCUACUUAUCAGUUAUGUUGAUUUUAGCUUUAUUCGCUCAGCAUCUGACAAGAGCCAUUUAUUGUAUAACCGGUAGCACUGUGAGCGCAGCGACGGCUCAGCUUGCACAAAACUAUUUUACAACACGUCAAUCGUAUCCUUAUAUACGUCAAAUUCCUAUAACGUUGCUACGUUUGCCCUUAGCGGCAAACAUGCUUACCUAUAUACCUAUCUUCCUUGCAGUGCUUAAAAACUCAUCCACGUUUUAAAACGAUAGCAGGUGAAGUUGCGACUACAAAGACUAUCAAUUGGUCUACAAAAUAAAUCCUGCAUAGUGAUACAGUAUAAGCUUGGCCCCACUAUACGACCAUGUUUCGUAAAGCUUUCGGUUCUCGUAAAGAAUCUACCGGAAUAGCAAUUGUUUCUUUAUGGAAAGCGUUAACUUAUGUAGAAUUUCACGAUGAAAUAACUGCGCACAGCAAAUCGUGUCCGCCAGAGAGAAAUGAAAAAAAAAGACAAUAGAUAAAUAUUGGAAAAGCUGUCCGUUAUCCAGACAGCUGUUUUAUCCGUUGGUCAGCUCGACACGUUAAUCGUAUUGCCGCAAGGGAGAGUUAACGUUCUAAGUAAUAAGUAGUUCGAAUGGUUGCCGCCGAGAUUGCUCGCUCCGUUUAGAAAGUAACGAAGACUUCAUGGCCCAGAUACGGUGCAGUAUAUUGUCAAAAAGCUAUACCUACAAAUCGCCUGUAAAAGAAGAGAAGUUAUUUUGUACGGUACAAUGUCGCCUGCAACAAUAAAGAAAGCCUUUAUUUAAGGCAUAAUUUAUCGGUGUCCAUGACCAUAUGGUAUAUUUAUAAUGAUAUGACUUU